Sugiyamaella lignohabitans is the source of this 1818-nucleotide messenger RNA. It is a transcript of the gene DAK2, whose product is annotated as Dak2p. The transcript has a single exon. Gene Ontology annotation, molecular function: ATP binding; glycerone kinase activity. Gene Ontology annotation, cellular component: cytosol. The record is from RefSeq and is a predicted model, not a curated record. Gene Ontology annotation, biological process: glycerol catabolic process. The coding region runs from base 1 to 1818 and encodes 605 amino acids. NCBI's taxonomy places the organism in Eukaryota, Fungi, Ascomycota, Dipodascomycetes, Dipodascales, Trichomonascaceae.
AUGUCCACCAAACAAUUCGACUAUCCAUCAGGUGCCGGUAAUGAUAUUGUCCUUCCAGCCUUACGAGCUUUGGUGCAGAGUUCCCCAUGGUUGAAACUUAUUCCCUCGGAGAGAGUCGUUUACAGAACUAGUGAAACGCCCAAGGUGAGUCUGAUCUCUGGUGGUGGUAGUGGUCAUGAGCCUACUCAUGCGGGUUUUGUAGGUACUGGCUUACUGGACGCUGCAGUAGCCGGACAUAUCUUUGCUUCUCCCUCUACCAAACAAAUCUCUGCGGGUUUAAAGGCCGUGGAAGAUAACAAUGGCAAAGGCAACAAGGGUUCAUUGAUCAUUGUCAAGAACUAUACUGGUGAUGUUCUUCAUUUUGGCUUGGUCGCCGAAAGAGCCAAAGCUAGAGGAUCUAAGGUCGAGCUAGUAGUCGUAGCUGAUGAUGUCUCUGUUGGUCGAACCCAGGGUGGUUUAGUUGGCAGAAGAGGCCUGGCUGGAACUGUUCUCGUCCACAAAAUUGCUGGCGCUGCUUCUCAAGAAGGAUUAGAGCUGGAUGAGGUGGCAAAAAUUGCUCGAUCCGUCAUUGCGAACACUGUUACUAUUGCCGCUUCACUAGACCACUGUAGUGUUCCAGGUCGCCAUUUUGAAACAAACUUGAAUUCUAAUGAGAUUGAAAUCGGUAUGGGAAUUCACAACGAACCAGGAAUGCAUAAGCAAUCCCCUAUUCCAAGCGUGGAAAAACUUGUAUGCGAGAGCCUUUUGCCUCUUCUCGUAGACCAAAACGACAAGGAGAGAUCCUUUGUCGGAAUUUCUGCCAGUGAUGAUUUAGUGCUGAUGGUCAACAAUCUUGGCAGUAUUUCUAAUCUUGAGAUACUUUAUAUCGCUGAUGUCACUCUUCAACAGUUGAAAAAGAAGUACAACAUUGUACCAAAAAGAAUAGCUGUUGGCGCCUACAUAACUGCUAUGAAUGGUCCAGGAUUCAGUCUUACACUUUUAAACGCUUCCCGAGCUCAGAAAGAUAUCAGUUCUGCGAAUAUCUUGAAUCUUUUUGACCAACCGGCCAAAGCUAGUGGAUGGAAUCAAGUUGCCGUGUCUGAUGAAUGGAAGUCGUUCAAUGUUACAAACCUCGAAGUUCCGUCUCCCGAGGAGACCGAGACUAACAAGCACAGGCAUACGAAAUCGUCCUCUGUAUCAGCAGACCCAGAUUUAUUUGCCGAGUAUCUUACUUCCGGUAUUAAGCAAGUUCUCAAAGAAGAACCUGCAAUAACUGAAUAUGAUACAGUUGCUGGUGAUGGGGAUUGUGGUGAGACUUUGGCGGCUGGCGGCAAUGCUAUUCUUGCAGCCAUCAAAGGGAAUGAUAUUAGACUUGACGAUGGUAUUAAUGCCCUUACUGAUAUCUCUGAUAUUGUCGAAGACUCGAUGGGUGGCACAUCAGGGGGGCUUUAUUCUAUUUUUCUCUCUGCUCUUGCACAAGGUGUAGCUCUUUCUAAUAGUGAAGUCUUAGACAGACCAACACUUGCAUUUGCCUCUAAACAUGCCUUGGAGAGGUUAUAUGUCUACACCAAGGCUCGUGUUGGUGGACGUACUCUUAUUGAUGCUUUGGAUCCUUUUGUACAUGCUCUUGGAGAUCAAUCGAAAACCUUCGCUCAGGCAGUUCAGGCUGCAGUGGACGGUGCAAAUAAAACUCGCCAAUUAGAGGCAAAGUUUGGUCGUGCUUCUUAUGUUUCCCGCGAGGAACUGAAAAAGUUCGACUCUGAAAAUGGUCUUCCCGACCCUGGUGCCAUUGGUCUUGCCGCUUUGCUCAAGGGUUUUGCUGACGUUGGGAAAAAUUAA